Anarrhichthys ocellatus (wolf-eel) is the source of this 1358-nucleotide messenger RNA. Its product is annotated as antigen LPMC-61-like. The transcript has 4 exons. The record is from RefSeq and is a predicted model, not a curated record. NCBI's taxonomy places the organism in Eukaryota, Metazoa, Chordata, Actinopteri, Perciformes, Anarhichadidae. Bases 1 to 1056 code for a protein of 351 amino acids.
AUGGCGAUAAUGAAGUACCAGUUGCAGGCUAUCGACCAUAUUCAACCACAGGUAGCAGAGUCUGGGUAUCAGCCCCAGUGGCAGGUGCCCCAGGUUCCGCAUCACGCACAGCAGCAGCAGCAGCAGCAACUUGGUUCUUUUGCCCAACAACAGCAGCAGCAGCAGCAGCAGCAGCAACAACAAUUUGGCUAUCCUGGGCAGCAGCAGCAGCAGCAGCAGCAACAGCUUGGCUAUCCUGGCCACCAGCAACCUGGCUAUCCUGGCCAGCAGCACCAGCAACCUGGCUAUCCUGGCCAGCAGCACCAGCAACCUGGCUAUCCUGGCCAGCAGCCAAAGCUGCCCUGCCCAGCUGCCACCCCGUGUGCCCAGCGUCCCGAGGUGCCCAGGCAGCCUGGCUGUCCUCUCCAGCAGCAGCAGCGUCCCGAGGUGCCCCGGCAGCCUGGCUAUCCUCUCCAGCAGCAGCUGCAACAGCCCGAGGUGCCCCGGCAGCCUGGCUAUCCUCUCCAGCAGCAGCGGCCCGGGGUUCCCCGGCAGCUUGGCUAUCCUCUCCAGCAGCAGCAGCAGCAGCAGCCCCAGGUGCCCCGGCAACCUGGCUAUCCUCUCCAGCAGCAACAGUUGUCCGAGGUGCACCAGCAGCCUGGCUAUCCUCCUCAGCCGCAGCAGCAGCAGCGGCCCAGGGUGCCCCGGCAGCUUGGCUAUCCUCUCCAGCAGCAGCAGCGGCCCGAGCAGCAGCAGCAGCAGCAGCAUCAGCCCGAGGUGCCUCGGCAGCCUGGCUAUCCUCUCCAGCAGCCGCAGCGGCCCCAAGUGCCCCGGCAGCCUGGCUAUCCUCUCCAGCAGCGGCCCAAGGUGCCUUGGCAGCCUGGCUAUCCUCUCCAGCAGCCGCAGCAGCGGCCCCAGGUCCCCCGGCAGCCUGGCUAUCCUCUGCAGCAGCACCCCCAGGUGCCCCGGCAGCCUGGCUAUCCUCUGCAGCAGCACCCCCAGGUGCCCCGGCAGCCUGGCUAUCCUCCGCAGCAGCAGCAGCAGCAGCAGCAGCCUGGCUGUCCUCCCCAGCAGUAGUUAGCUCAGGUGCCCCAGCAGGUUGGCUAUCCCAAGCAGCAGCAGCCGCAAGUGCAACCAAAUAAUCAGUCUUUGCCACCUGUGGUUGUCGGAGGUUUACUUUUAAAUUUCUUGCAAAGUCUGGUUAUCAGCCCCAGCAGCCUCAAGUGCCCCAGCAGCCUCAAGUGCCCCAGCAGGCACAGAUGUCCGCCCAAGCAGCCUCAGAGACAGCAAGUGACCAAAGCAGGCUCCUCGCUACCUGCCCCAGCAGUCGCAGAGACAGCAGGUGCCCCAACCAGGCUCCUCGCUACCUGCCCCAGCAG